Naegleria fowleri is the source of this 1362-nucleotide messenger RNA. RefSeq lists its product as uncharacterized. NCBI's taxonomy places the organism in Eukaryota, Heterolobosea, Eutetramitea, Acrasida, Naegleriidae. The transcript has a single exon. The coding region runs from base 1 to 1362 and encodes 453 amino acids. The record is from RefSeq and is a predicted model, not a curated record.
AUGCCCAAAAAUAAUAAUAUUCGCAAUAGUCAUUCUUCUUCCACCAUCGGAACAACAACAAGUUCGAAGAAAUCGGAAAGCUCGAAAACCACAUUCUCAUCAGGAGGAGUGGAGGGGAUCAAGAAAAAGCGAGUCAAUGCUCAGACUCAAUUGGUAAACUCCAUCCGAAAGAAGAAGAUGGAAAAGGCUUUACAACACGAAUAUGAAUUGGAAAAAUUACAUAAAGAGGAAGAACGAAACGAUUUUCUGAGCAAAAUUAAUGAUGAAAAUGCUGUUUCAACAGUGGAAGGACAGUUUGAUAUGAUGAGAGGAUUAUUGAAAAAAACAAACAAACGAUCGGGUUUGGAUAUGUUUGAUGAUGACGAUGAUGCACAGGAGGAGAAUCAUUCUUCGACCAUUCCGAGUGUCUCAAAAAAAGACGAUCAGGACAUUGAUGAAGAGAGACUUGUGAAAACAAGUGAGCAACAGUACUCGAUUUUGGAGAAGGUUCUUUCUAAAAAGCAAAAGAGUGACGAGUUCAAAAAAAAGUAUGAAAGCAAGAUUGUCAAUACCACAAAUGACAACACUGCACAGCAGCAAUAUAUCAACAAACAUCAACCUGUAGCAGCAAUCUCUACACCCGCAUCAUCUCCUCAUCAAGCCACCUCACAAACACAACAACAAGCAUUUACAGGUGAUAAUGAGAUGCCCUUCAUUAAGGCACCCAUUACUAAAACCAUUUGUCUACAUUGCGAGAGAGAAAAGACUCCAAAGGGAAUGAUGAUUAAAUAUAUUGUCAUCAUUAAUGAGAAAGAUGAAGUCGUUUAUCAUUGCCUUUCUGAGGAAGUGAAGAACUUGCUAAACUCUGGUGAAGAUCCUGCCGAUACAACCAGUCAAUUGAGUGGUCUCGGAGAAGUGACAUACUCCCUCAUGACCAUUCGUGAUCAUGUGAGCAAAAUAUUAAGAAAGACCUUUGUAAUAGUGGGACAUACCAUUUUCCAUAACUUGAUUGGAAUUUUUGGACCAAGAAAUGUUCAUGAAUUCAAGUCAAAGCUUCGAGAUGUUGGUGUUGUGGAUCCAAACACUGAACAGAAAUAUGACACAACUACUCUGACCAACAUUCCUCUCAUUCUCUCUCGAUUGCUAGGUCUUACCAAUACGAAAAAGAUGAAUCGAGUCGAAAUUGCCAUCAAUAUGUUGAAAUCAUACAAAUUACAUGCAAAAGUAUUUGACCAAUUCUCAAAGAGAUCCUCACUCGAUCUUUUAGGUUAUGAAGAGAGGCAAUUAAUGAAACGAGAACAGAAAGCUCACUAUCAACAAAAAUACAUGACCACCAUCAAUAAUGGUAUUGACAACAUUCUGGCUCAAAUGAAGAAGAAGUAA